UGCAGCUUUGUUCAUCUCCCCGUUGCUUUCCACGAGCUCCCGUGCCAACCUGUUUGGCCAGGUUGAUAAUUCUCUCCCUGCAGAGCUGAACAGGCAGAGCUUGCAGCUGGAAAUAACUCACUCCUCUCCCGGCUGGUCCUUGUGUUCCAGGAAAAUGGGGUUCCUCUGGGGGCUGCUCUGCCUGGCUGCUCUGCACAGCCUCCCAAGGCUGGCACAUGGCAUCGAGCAGCACCGUCUGUUCCUGGACAAGGAUGGGAAGCUGAGGGAUGUGAAAAGUGCUGGAAUUGCACAGUCAGAUAUGCUGGGAGCCAUCCCAGCCCUGCCAGAGGGAAAGAUGGUAGAAUUUAGUUAUGACAGCUUCCAGGAGAAGGAUGGAGCCAUGUCAGCAUUCCCCAGCACCCUGCCAGACUCGAGGCAUGCCUGGAACUCAGAAGAUGAAGCCGGGGCUGGGGGCUGUCGUGGGGAGAAAUCACCUGGGGAAAAUGCCUCUGCUGAAGAGGAGGGAGAUAAAAGCUGUGAGAUGACUUGGAAGACGAGCCAGAAGCUGGCAGAUGGCUUGAUGAGAUUCAGCAUUGAUCUCCUGAGAGAGGUGGAGCUGGAGUCCAACAGAAGCAACGUGAUCCUGUCCCCCCUGAGCAUCGCCCUCGCCCUGUCCCACCUGGCUCUGGGGGCAGCAAAUCAGACAGAGAAGCGUUUGCUGGAGGUGAUGCACCUGGAGUCAGUGCCCUGCCUCCACCAGAUGCUGGGCACCCUUGGCAGGAGGCUCUCGGAGUCCACCCUGAGCCUGGGGUCACGUCUGUACCUGCAGAAAGGGUUUGAGGUGAAAGAGAAGUUCCUGGAGGAUUCAGAGAAAUUCUAUGGAGCAAAGCCCAAGACCCUUUCUGGGAUCAAUCAGGACGACCUCGUGGCCAUAAACAACUGGGUAAAGGAUGUCACUCAUGGAAAAAUUCCCUCCUUCCUCCAGCAGCUCCCUCAGAACACAGUGAUGCUCCUGCUCAAUGCCAUCUAUUUCCACGGGUUUUGGAGGAAUAAGUUUAAUGCAAGCUUCACUGGGCCAGAUGUGUUCCACCUUGACAAUGAGUUUGUGGUCCCAGUUGAGAUGAUGAAAGCCCACCAGUACCCCCUGAGCUGGUUUACCCUGGAGUCCCAGGAUAUUCAGGUGGCCAAGUUUCCCUUCAAGAGCAAUGCGAGUUUUGUGGUCAUUGUACCAAACCACAACACCAGGGACACCUCUCACGUGCUGGAGAACUUCCCUUACAAACAACUGUGCAGGCUCUUCCCCAGAGAGGUGCCCACCAUGGUGAAGAUCCCCAAAAUGAAGUUGGACCUCAAGCUGGAACUCAACCAGGUUCUCAGCCAAAUGGGCCUCCAGGAGCUGUUCACGAGCCCAAAUCUCCAGAAGAUCACAGAGGAGCCUCUCUUUGUGUCCAGUGUCCAGCACCAGGCCACCCUGGAGCUCAGAGAAGAUGGGGUGGAGGCCUCUGCUGCCACCAGUGUGGUGCUGUCACGCUCGGUCUCUGCCUUCAGCCUCGACAGGCCCUUUGUCUUCAUCAUCUUUGAGGAUGAAACAGGGAUCCCACUUUUCAUUGGCAGUGUCCAGAACCCCAACCCAGAUGCUGCUCCCCAGAUCCGAGAGUCACAGGACUCGGGUGAAGCCACAGAUGCCAACAAGAACCGCGUGCCCAAAUAACAGAGGGCACAGCUGAGUGUUCUGGGACUCCUGCCUGACCCUCUGGACCAGCUGGGAGAGGCCACAGGGGGGCAAUUCCUUGCUGUUUUCCUUUCCAGAUCCCUAGAGACCAGUCCUGGGAUUUUUGAGUUUCUCCAGGCUGAGGCUCCCCUCUGUUGAACCUGAAAACCUUGUUCUGCCUGGAUUUCCCUUCCAGGGCUCUCAGUCAUGGAAGGGAGACUUUCUUGUCCCCAGACUGUUAUUAGAGUCUUCAUUAAGAUCUUAUUAGAGUCCCCUGUAGCCUGGAAUCAUCAUUAGCAUCUGGCAGCUUGGACAUCAGCCAGGGCUGUCUGAGUGUGGCUCUUCCUUCCGCAGUUCUGGAACACGAAUCCCUCCGUGUUCCUCUGAAACCAUCUGUGCCCACCUAGACAGCGACCUCCAGAGCAACUGGACCAGAAACCAGUUGUCUUCCCUAGGAUGAGUCACAACCUCUUCCAGGCAUGGGCUCUUUUCAAAGAUUCCCUUUUCCCACUCCUUGGCUGUUUGGAUCUGAUGUAGGAGGCUCUGCUGUAGGAAAAACCCUCCCUUUGGAUCCUUCUUUCCAGCCUUUCUUCUAGAGGCUGGGUAAUUUUCCCUCUCCAGCCCUUCUUCUAGAGGCUGGGUGAUGUUAGAUUUUUCAAGGCAUGUUUUAUAAAGUGUUUUUUAGUAAUUUUUUUUGUUGGCAGAAUAAUAAAGAAUAAAGCAGAA
Molecule: messenger RNA, 2416 nt
Organism: Melospiza georgiana
Lineage: Eukaryota; Metazoa; Chordata; Aves; Passeriformes; Passerellidae
Gene: SERPINF2
Product: serpin family F member 2
Exons: 8
Coding region: 155-1690 (511 amino acids)
Biological process (GO): negative regulation of fibrinolysis; negative regulation of endopeptidase activity
Molecular function (GO): serine-type endopeptidase inhibitor activity
Source: RefSeq, a predicted model, not a curated record